AUGGUGUCAACUCACUCUGACGCCAAUACUAUCACUGACCAGGCCGGUGCAACUGGUUCUAAGAAACAUUCUAUCGAACUCAACAAUAUCGACAACAGCGCACCCGCUGAGGUAGACCAUGAGAAGUCUCAGGCACUAGCACUAGAACCCAUCUAUACAACAGAAGAGACUCAUGUAUAUCCUACGGGAACUGUCUUGUUCUCGAUUGUUGUGGCCUUAGUGUUGGCUAUCUUCUUAGUUGCUCUCGACCGUACAAUUAUCUCAACUGCUAUCCCUCAGAUCACAAAUGAAUUUAAUUCCUUGGGAGAUGUCGGUUGGUAUGGUUCUGCUUAUCUUAUCACUGGUUGUGGUUUUAUGCCCCUCUCUGGAAAAAUCUAUACAUUCUAUCCAACAAAAUGGGUAUUCCUUGCUCAAAUUGUUUUCUUCGAAGUUGGAUCAGCUCUCUGUGGCUGGGCUCCUGAUUCUACAUCUUUUAUCGUUGGCAGAGCUAUUGCCGGUGCUGGUAGCUCCGGUAUUUUCACAGGUGCUAUUGUAAUGCUCACAGACGCAGUUCCUCUACACAAGCGAAGCACCUUCAUGGGGGCUUUUGGUGGUGUUUUCGGUGUAUCUGGUGUCAUCGGACCCAUCAUGGGAGGCGCAUUCGCUCAACAUGCCACCUGGAGGUGGAGUUUCUGGAUCAAUCUUCCUAUCGGCGCCGUCGCUUUCAUCAUCAUUUUGCUGAUCAUAAAGGCCCACCCGGUUCAGAAUAACCUCACCCUUGUAGAACGAAUCAAGCAGCUCGACCCUAUCGGUACCGUUAUCUUUCUUCCAAGUAUGAUUUGUCUCCUUUUAGCCCUUCAAUGGGGUGGUACUGAAUACGCAUGGUCAUCUGGCCGAAUCAUCGCCCUCCUUGUCGUCUUCGCUGUUACUAUCAUAAUCUUUAUUGGUGUCCAAAUCUGGAAGAAAGAUGAGGCCACGAUGCCUCCCAGAAUAGUUUCCCAACGUUCUAUCGCCUUCGGCAUGUGGUUCGCUUUCUGUGCCGGUGGUGGUAUGAUGUUGUUCAUCUACUAUCUUCCCAUUUGGUUCCAAGCUAUCCAAGGUGUCAACGCCACGGACUCUGGUGUUCGCCUCAUCCCUAUGGUUUUGACCCUGGUUGUGGGUACCUUUGUUGCUGGAGGAGUUGUUCGCGCAUUCGGAUACUAUACUCCCUUCAUGAUCGCUGGAGCCGUUCUUACGUCUAUCGGGGCCGGCCUCCUUACCACCCUCACACCAUCAGCUAGUGCUGGCAAAUGGAUUGGCUUUCAAGUCUUGUACGGUUUUGGUCUUGGCCUCGGUAUGCAGCAACCUGCUAUUGCCGCUCAAGCCGUCUUGGAGCGCAAGGACGUCCCUGUCGGAACUUCAAUGAUCAUGUUCUCUCAGAUUCUCGGUGGCGCCGUCUUCAUCGCUGUCGGACAGAGUAGUUUUGUGAACAAACUUGUCAAAGGUUUGAUUCAGAUCAAUGCUGAAGGAUUUGAUGCGUCGAAGGCCAUCCACACUGGUGCUACACAUUUGAAGGAAGUCAUUGCGCCACAGUAUUUGCCACAAGUUUGGGAGGCGUAUAAUACUGCUAUUGUCAACGUGUUUUAUGUUGCGGUCGCACUAUGUUGUGCUAGUUUGAUUGGAGCGUUGGGGAUGGAAUGGGUAAGCACGAGGAAGCAUGUUGAUGCUCCAAAGAAUAAAGAGCAAUCUGGUGAACAGAAGGUUUAG
Messenger RNA from Orbilia oligospora ATCC 24927, 1725 nucleotides. RefSeq lists its product as uncharacterized. Gene Ontology annotation, biological process: transmembrane transport. Bases 1 to 1725 code for a protein of 574 amino acids. The transcript has 2 exons. NCBI's taxonomy places the organism in Eukaryota, Fungi, Ascomycota, Orbiliomycetes, Orbiliales, Orbiliaceae. The record is from RefSeq and is a predicted model, not a curated record. Gene Ontology annotation, molecular function: transmembrane transporter activity.